GCAUGUAGACAAAACCACCAUAAGCUCUUUUGAGUCGCAUCCCAUUAACAUAGCUAGCAGCUGCAAUAAGCAAGAGGAAAAUAAUAAGCAUCAUUAGUCCAGUAAUUCACCAUGAUAGAGGACAAGACAAUGUAUUCUACCUUCAUCUGCUACCACGUCCACAUGGUUUUCAUUGUCAAUGACUUCAAAAGAUACAUUCCCUAGCCAUAAUACAGCUGCAAGCAGUGCUAAUGCACGUUCUUGAUAUUCUUGAGGAAUCUGAACAGUGUUGAAAGCUUCCUACAAUAACAAAGCCAUCUCUAACAAAAUAAGAAAUUACAAAAAAGAUAUGGCAUUUAGUCCUUCGAAAACAGAGAAAGUCACAGGAAACAGAAGGAGUUACCAUCAAUUUGUGAAAUUUCUGAGAAUCAUCAAUGCGAUCAAUUGUUAAGCAGUUGCUCUGGUUCAAAUAAUUGUAUUCACUUGCUGCUUUAAGCUUCAAUUUCUCUGCAUAUAAAAUCAUAUAAGGAAUGUUCUAGCAACUUCAAGGUUCUCAGCCAUGAGUACGUAAAGUUAUAUAUGUCUACAUUUUACUUUAGCAGGGACAUUUCCAAACAUAUCAUAUGCGCCUAAACCAAUCAAAUACCUGAAUCAGUUCUUAGAUAUUUCGGUUUAAAAUGUUACCUUUAAGAAUUGGUGAAGCCGACGACGCAUUCUUUAUCUGCUCCACCGCAAGCGCCAAAAGCCGAUCGGUGGCCGCAGCGGCUGAUUACUCAGCGACACCGAUCCAGCUCCAAGCCAUCGUCCACUACGCGACCUUCACCAUAACCCCCACAACAAAACAUCCACGAGAUCUCGAUCUUCUUCAACGUCUUGAAAGAGCUAGCUCCAGCCAACUUACUCGUCUUCAGUCUGGGAAAAUUUGAGAAGUUUUGACGGAGAAGACGAUGAAACAAAAGAGAAAAGAAAAGAAAAAAUCUUGUGCCUUCUUUUACUGACACGUGGUGGAAAAACACACUUCAAAACCGGUCCCAGAAAACCUUAGUUAAGGAUCGGUAAGCCCAUUUUUAUUUUGUUUUGAUUUAAUUAAAUGAACUAUUUUGCUUAAAAACUCACUUAGAACCUAGCGAUAAAGAUGGUCUUAUAUUUGAAAAUAUUGUAUUAACGCCAGGGAAGUUCUUAACUAAUUUUCAUCUUAAAAUUUCAUUUCUAUUGACGAAAGACUAGCUCAAAACCUUAGUCUUCCAUCAAAAAGUCCUCCAGUGGACUUAGUCACCAAAUGAAUAGAAAUCAUUAGAAUCUCAGUUUGAAUCUUCGCUGUUCUAGGAAUUAUAUUACUCAAUUUGUAUAUUUUAUCACAAUGAUUGAAAAAUCGUACAAAUGGCUGGUGGAACUACUGUACCAUUAGAUAAGCCGGAAUAAUUGAAAGAUAUGUAGGACCAUCUCCAAUGUUUUGUUUUAUUUUUUUUUACUGUAAAAUAAAGUAAUUUAGAGUAGAAAAUAGAGUGAUGAACAAACAAAAAACAAGUUAUUCUAUAUGGAGUAAACUUAUUUUUCACUUUAUUAUAGAGUGAAAAAUAGAGUAUCAUGAGAGUAUUUUUACUUCAAACUCUAUUUUAAAAUGAAAAAUAGAGUAGGGUUGGAUCUCCAAGAGGACUCUAUUUUUUCUUCUAUAAUUUACACUAAAAUAGAGUAACACCUAGAAAUAAUAGCUAAAAACAUAUUCUUUCUGUUUCUUAUUACUUGAUGUUUUACUCCAAUGCACAAAAAUUAAGAAAAAAUAUUUUUUUAUCAAAAGUAUCAUUAAAUUAUAAUAUAAAAUUAGUUUAUUUAAUUAUAAAUAAAAAUAAGAAAAAUCUAAUUGGUUACACAGAUUUUGAUAAAGUUAAAACUAUAUAGAUUUGUACAAACUUCAUCUAUUAUGAAAUAACAAAACUUCUUUAAAACAUCAAGUAUAUUGAAACGGAGGGAGUACAUCAAUUGAAAACAGACACAUCGUAUUCACUAACUCCAUCAACCGAGUAUGUAUUGUAAUAUUUUUAUCUUACAAUAAGAAUCUGAAUAUAUACGGAUAGAUAUUAAAGCAUUUAUAUAGAGAGGAUCAUGUUUGUCGUAUCUAUAUAGUGGUAUGAACACCAAGAUUCUCUAGCCUAUUUAUAAUUCAGUUUUAAUUCACAAAUAAUAAGAAACUAAAAACAAGAUGUGCGAGAUAUCGAUAGAUCAACCUAUAUAUUCCACAAUUCAUGUUCAUUUAGAAAAAUAUUACUUGAGUCUAUGGAGUGGUCGAUAAAACAGGAAACAAAAACUACUACUAGUAGUAGGAUAAAUUCGAUGCAGCACCAACUUCGAGCUUUUAGUCGAUAUAUUCUACACAAAAAGCUAGUUGUAGUAUAGUAGUAUAGUGUGAUAAGCUUGAUGUAGCACCAACUUUGAGAUUUUGACUUUAAAUAAAUGAUAGUUCUUCGUAUAUAUCAGUUGCUGAGUUACGUUUGAAAGUAUAUUAAAAAUAUUUGUAGGGUAACACUGAUGUUAUGAUCGGCUGGUAUGUGAAAAAUUGAUAUGUUUCCAUGAAUAAUAAAUAUAAAAGAUGUUUGUUCAGCUUGCUAGGAUCGGUUUUGUUCAUUUUGUUUUUUGGCAUGUCUAAUUCACUUAUUACCAAUAAAAUUUUGUAAGAAAUAAACAGACCAUUUGUAAAAAGGGGUAAAUGGACGAAUACACAACAGUAACAUUUUUGGCCAAAAAAAAAAACAUUUUUGGCCUCAACAAUAGUAAGUUCUUAUUAUAGCUAUCAAGUUUGAAAUAUUUUUAUAUUUUAAACAGGGAAACUAAAUGUAAAACGAAUAAUCCAAGACCAUCUCUACAUAUUUAAAACUAAUAAAGAGAAAAGGUAAAAGGGUAGUGAAAAUUAUGGGGGUUAAAGGUGGGGGAGACGUGCAUGUGUAUAAUAAUAGAUUAGAUGUCUUGUGGCCUUGUGGGUUAAUCGAGUAAUUGAAAAAUUGGGUGGCAUCUUUGGCUUCAGAGAUUCUGUUCCCUUUGGUUGCGUUCACACUCUGAAGAUCCCUCUCCAAGUGCCGUAUUCACACUUCACUUCACUCGGCUUCCUCCUAGCUCGGCUCCAUCCAGAUUUCUAAAAUUACUAAUUUGAUUUAAUUUGUGUAUCAAAUUUCAUAUGUUUUAGUGUUAUGGUAGAUAUCUUAUAAAGUUAUAAUCAAUCGUAGUUUAUUGUUAACGAACAUGUUAUAAAUUUACAUGUUAAUAGAAUUUUGUUUUAUUAAAAUAUUCUUAAACAAAAAACAUGAACCCAAUUCUAAAAAUAUAAAUAAUUAGGGACAAAAAUUAAGUUUGAGUAGUCAAUGCAUUAGAUGAGUUACAUUAUUCUGUAUAUUUUGGUAUAUCUAGUUACAUAUUUUACACGCAAAAGAAAAUCUGAUAAAUGAAUUUUUGUUCAUAUACAAAUAGGUUUCCUUCAAAUAAUGAAAAAUACGGGAGUUUUGGACAAUGAAAAUGGACUAUUGGAUCUUGUCAUUAUAUAUUCAUGCUUUACAUGUUUCUCUUUAGCCAUGUGCAGUACAAACUUUCGUGUUUAUUUCUGUUUUCGUUAGACGUCACGUUAGGUAUAUAAUACAAUUAUCACACUUGUUCUAUUAUUCCCUUUAUCAUGGGCUUUGCAUCUUCACCGACACACUAGAAAAUAAAAAAUUAUAGAUCAACAAAAAUAUCCAAGCCGACCGACGAGCCGAGAAAAGACACAUGGAACGUGGAAAGGGUGGACGAAGCGCCAAUAGUGAAAAAAUGACAAAAGCUGGUCAUGUUGAGUUCAACAAACACAUGUCCACGUAGGACGAAAGUCAUAUAAAAGCAGACGUGGCAAAUAGUAUAUGUUCUUGUUGCAUUUGAUCUAAUCUUUUUCUUCUUUUUAUAUGAUUUUAAAAUCCCACCACCUUCUACCUACGUCUUAUAUAAAUCAUCUCUAAACCACACUUGACACUUACCUCUAAAGACAAGAAAAAGGAAAGAAUGGGGAACUGUCUAAGACAUGAGUCAGAAAUGCACUGGGCUGGUGAAGAUUGGGAUGAUUUCAUCACACAAGAUGAAGAAGAUCAUCAUCAUAGCUCCAAGAAGACCUCCACUAAAGCUAGAAAAACAGUAACAGUUAAACGAGAAAGUAAAUCAUGUGAUCCGUCUCAUCAUGAGAUCAAGAUCAGGCUCACGAGGAAGCAACUCCAAGAUUUACUUAAUAAAGUCAACGUCCAUGACUCGACCGGUUAUGCAGCGCCUGAUAUUGAUCGUACAAAUCAAGAAGGCAACCAGUACCGGUUAUGGAAACCAGUUUUGCAGAGCAUACCAGAGGUUGACUGAGAGUUUCUAAUAGAUGAGACCAUGUUGUAUAUUCUUUAGGGGUAGGAAUAGGAUGUUGAUGUAAAUUUUGAGUUUUUGUUUUUGUUUGUAAAUAAUUUAUAAACAUAAACCUUGACCGGUGGGGUAAUAAUACAGACUACUCGAUUAGUAAUCUA
This is a messenger RNA of Brassica rapa (field mustard), 4493 nucleotides long. RefSeq lists its product as uncharacterized. The record is from RefSeq and is a predicted model, not a curated record. NCBI's taxonomy places the organism in Eukaryota, Viridiplantae, Streptophyta, Magnoliopsida, Brassicales, Brassicaceae.